Ostrinia nubilalis (European corn borer) is the source of this 2884-nucleotide messenger RNA. It is a transcript of the gene Cpsf5, whose product is annotated as cleavage and polyadenylation specificity factor subunit 5. Gene Ontology annotation, molecular function: mRNA 3'-UTR AU-rich region binding. The transcript has 4 exons. The coding region runs from base 113 to 796 and encodes 227 amino acids. Lineage: Eukaryota; Metazoa; Arthropoda; Insecta; Lepidoptera; Crambidae. Gene Ontology annotation, cellular component: mRNA cleavage factor complex. The record is from RefSeq and is a predicted model, not a curated record.
UGCCGGUCGGUUGUUUAGCGUCUGCAAAAAUUUUGCUUCAGUUUUAUUUUGAGUCGCGAUCCGCGCACAAGUUUCUAACUGUUCUGUGAUUGUGUAGUGUUCAUCAAUAAUUAUGGCUGCAGUGCAACAAGGACAACCAGGCAACAAGCCGUGGCCCGCCAGACCUGGAAUCCAGCAUCAGAAUAGUCAGAGCAACGCUAGUCUCACUUUGAAUAGAACAAUAAACUUGUAUCCCCUUACAAAUUAUACAUUCGGCACCAAAGAGUCCCUGUUCGAGAAAGAUGCAUCAGUCCCCGCCAGGUUCCAGAGGAUGAGGGAAGAAUUUGUGAAAAUUGGGAUGCGGAGGUCUGUUGAAGGUGUUCUGUUAGUUCACGAGCACGGACUACCCCACGUGCUGUUACUGCAGCUCGGUACUGCUUUCUUCAAGCUGCCGGGCGGAGAACUAAAUCCUGGUGAAGAUGAAAUUGAAGGCCUGAAGAGAUUGCUGACGGAAACGCUAGGCAGGCAAGACGGUGUGAAGCAGGACUGGCUGAUCGAGGACACGAUUGGCAACUGGUGGCGGCCUAACUUCGAGCCUCCACAAUACCCGUACAUUCCACCGCACAUCACAAAGCCCAAAGAACACAAGCGUUUAUUCCUGGUACAACUCCAAGACAGAGCGCUAUUUGCUGUGCCGAAGAACUACAAACUGGUUGCAGCACCACUCUUCGAGUUGUAUGACAAUGCCCAAGGGUACGGACCGAUCAUUUCAUCGCUGUCCCAGAGCUUAUGCCGAUUUAACUUUGUGUACAUGUGAGGACGGUAUAGAUUUAGACGGAGGCGUGAGAGAGUGAAUAUUUCGUUUAGAUAGCCAAAAGUGAGUGAAUUUUGUUUACGUUGUAAAGGACGAAGCACACUUAUCAACCCGGAAAUGGAUCGUAACCGUAUCAACUUGUGGUGGUCAGUAUUCUUUGUGGCGAAAGGCGAUACGGUGUUGAUCCCUUUCCAGGUUGAUAAGUGUGCUAUGACCUUGAAUUGUGUUUCUAUAUUAUACUGUUUGGUCACUGCUAAUUCUAAUAUAAAGGCUAAUCUAGUGAAAAAAACAUUUUAUCGAUUAAAGAACAACCUUGCUUACUUUUUACGUUUACGUUUUAAGACUUUUUUAGGUGUUUUAAUGAAACAUUUAACAUCUAUUGCCUACUUUUGUAGCUGUCGGACUAAACCACUUAAUAACCACUUAAUUUUUUUAAUAUAAUCCGGGCGUUUUCAAGGCGAGAUUGAAUAGGCACUUACAGGGCAGAUAUGUACCAUCCUAGACUGCAUCCCACUUAACAUCAGGUGCGAUUGUGGUCAGAUACCUGCCUUGUCUAGCAUAAAAAAAAAUCUAUUGCCUACUUUUGUAGCUGUCGGACUAAACCACUUAUAUCAAUAGUAUUCGUAUCAUUAAAAUAUUGCCAAAUAAAUGAAUUUGUUUUUGAAACAGGAGCAAAAUUUUGGAUUUGAUUAGUGGCCAGACAGUAUUCAAAAAGGAAUUCAAGAAGCAUUGUAUGUGAUCAGUGGAACACAAUUUUAUUAAUUGAUACCAAUCACAAGUUUGAAUGUAGAUUGGUAGUAUUGUUACUGAAUUUGUCAGUAUAUUUGGCUUUCUAAACUAAGUAUUUUAGGUAAUUAGUAUUUAAAAAUGUCACUAUAGAGGUGUUAGGGCAGUGUGAAAUCAAGUCCGUAUUACAAAGCAAAUCAAACUGGAUUCGAACUCAGUCAUAGAUUCUCGCCCGUAUUCACAAACAUUACUAUGAGGUCUCACAGUGCGCGUGGACGCACAGGGUGACACACGAACCAAUCACAGAGCUCUAUUCAACGCUGUGCGUUCGAUUUGCUGCUUCAUUAAAGCAAGCAUCGUUUUUGAAUACGGGCGUGUGAUUGUUUCGUGUGUCAUCCUGUGCGUCCACGCGUACUGUGACCUCAUAGUAAUGUUUGUGAAUACGGGCGUGAAGCUUUGAUCUGUUUGAAUUUCAAUCGAGUUGUGAACUCUAUUUGGUGUGCAUAAGGUUCAUUUUAUAAACUACGUUCAAAACUUGACUCAGUCUAAGUAUUGAAAAACCAUCACAUGCUUGACUUAGGCCCAGAAUAAACGGUGAAACGCAACUGCAACGAAACUGCAACUUUCUGAUGAUUCUGAUGAAUGAAACUGAAAGUUUCAAACUGGUCGCGUCAUGUGUGGUCUCUCAACGGACGCUAUGGCAGAAACUUAGAUGCAACUCAAAAGUAACUAGCAGUUGCAGUUUCGUUGCAGUUGCGUUACACCGUCUGUUCUGGGCCUUAGAGUUGGGUUUUGAGCGUUGUCUCAUAGUUAAAGUUUUAUGAAGUACACACAUUUCUAGCAAGAUUGUAAGGGCAAAUACACUGGGGAUAUUGAGUUAAAGCACAGUCAGCGUUCCGUAGUUCCGUGACACCCAAAGUAGCCAAAAAGUUCGCAACACGUCUUUGUUACAAUGAGGGCUAUCGUUUUAGCGCUCACCAGUUAGCGCCACUGUAGAGUAAGGUCCUGUCAAUCGCCAGGGGUGCCAACUGUUAAGUAUAAAAACGAUAGCCCUCAUUGGAAUAAGGUUAUGUUGUCAACUUUUUGGCCACUUUGGGUGUCAUGAACUAUUGACGCUGACACUGUAUAAUACAUCAAGCUAAAUGGCGUCUUAUCAAGUGGUGAUAAGGUGCAAUUUUGACACAAAAUGGCCCAUAUGAAUUUGCCCCAUGAUAAUCGUUUCAUCCACUCGGCCGCGCCCCAUGUGUGGUCCCGGUCGCGCGGGGUGCGGGGAGUGUGGUCCGAGCAAGCCGUAAGGCAUUACUGUAGUGUGCGUGUGCACUCAUGGAGCAUUAGCGUGUACCGAUAACACUCACACAUUCGCGG